AUGGUCCAUGGAGUCGCGAUUGGGCUUCAGCGAGUUCACGUCGCUUUCAAGCCAUCAACAGGACUAGCCCAGUUGGCAUUCAAUAUCUGGCUUGUGAGCGCACUCUUCAGUGGAGUUUUUAUGGUCUAUGUCUAUUCCUAUUCUUACUUUGUCCCCUCGCUCAUGGAGCGUGUCAACAACGCCACUGCCCUUCAGCAGAACCACACGUUGGAGAUGUUUCCGCAGCAGCCAACAAUGACAGCAACACCUCAGUCGAUAACUAUACCGGCCCUUGUUGCGACCGUGUGGAAGGGGGUCGAACCCUGGAUACCCUCUGCGCUUAAUAUGGUAUUAGGAUUUGCAUUGUGGACCAUCUUGAUUCAGAGGCGGCAAUUGGAUCAUGAGCAGGAGGUUCGAUGGGAACAACAAGGAAACCACCUCUUAUCUGCCAACAGCGACCUCCCUGCGCCCAUCACGUCGGCAUCGAUGGUGGAUGGGUUCAAGACCGAGGCCGAAAUUCGCCGAUUGAGACUGAGGGUGCCAACGUGGCCUCGUCUCUUUGUAGGCGUCUGGCUGCUGGUGAGGACGAUCAAUGGCAUGAGCCAGAUUUCUCACCUUUCUGGCGGAGUACAUCACGCAGAAUGGGCUUUUUAUUUGAUGCAAGGGAUUGCAGGGCUGUACGUCAUCUACUCCAAGACCCUCAUUCACACCCAAUGGCUCUUCUACUCCAUCUGCGCCACCACCUUCCACACCGUUUCAAAAUCAAGCAUGGAGCACUGGAACGAGGACUUUACAGUCGCACCCUUUCCUUACAAGGACAGCAAUACAGGGCAGCAAUCGAUAGAAGAGGUGACCUUUCUCCGUGCUUGCAAGAUGAUUGCUUUCAAUGCAUUUUUUGUGUACCGUCUCUGGGUUGCUUGGCGCCUGGUGGAGGAUUUGAAGGCGCGCGAUGCGAGAGUUGCAAGGGCAAGAAGAGUCCAAUGA
Molecule: messenger RNA, 963 nt
Organism: Linnemannia hyalina
Lineage: Eukaryota; Fungi; Mortierellomycota; Mortierellomycetes; Mortierellales; Mortierellaceae
Source: the annotation of a GenBank genome assembly